UCUUAUACCAACCCCUGUGCAUGCCCUGAACUAGCCAGAGGCAUUGUUCUUCAGGAAACUAAAUUCUACUUCCACUUUUUUUUUAUCAUUCCAGUCAACAUUCUGCUGCAUUAGUUAUUAUUGUAUCUUUGACCUAUGCUAUGAUUUUCCAUAUUAGAAACAAGAUUGAUAUAUUUGCUCGCGUCAACAACAUUUUUAAGGCGGCAUAGUAUUUGAAUUGGUGGAACUCAAACACAACCAGCUUUUAUUUUUUUAAAAACAACAUUUUUAUACUUUGGAAAAUUAGUCUAGUGGCAUACACAGGGGCCCUGCCUUUACCAGUCGCCCCGUCACAAAAGCAGAGGACAGGCCAACCCCCACUUCUUGACCAAGAUGGCGGCGCCGGCCAACUCCACCACCUUCUCCGGCGACAUGUGGGCGGAGCUCCGCCUGGCCGACGCCCGCGAUGUGCCGCACAUCUACAGCCUCAUCCACCAGAUGGCCGAGUUCGAGCUCCUCACCGACCUUUUCACCGCCACCGAGGAGCUCCUCACCUCCACGCUCUUCCCCUCGCCGACGCCACCUCCCUUCACCUCCUUCACGGCUCUCGUCCUCGACCUCUCCCCCUCCCCCGUGGUCCCGGACUCGUCUUCCAUCAUCGGCUCCCUCCGCCUCGAUCUCUCUGCGUUUCCGCUCGCGGACCCGGAGGCCGCCGCCUUCGCCUCCCCGCGCGGCGGCGGGCGCGUCACGGCGGGGUUCGUGAUCUGCUUCCCCAACUACUCCUCUUACCUCUCCAAGCCCGGGCUGUACGUGGAGGACAUCUUCGUGCGCGCCCCCUGGCGUCGCCGCGGCCUUGGCCGGAUGAUGCUGUCUUCCGUCGCCGGCAGGGCGGCGGAGCUCGGGAUGGGGCUGGUGGAGUGGUGCGUGCUCGAUUGGAACAAGAACGCCAUCGACUUGUACGUGGGGAUGGGCGCCGAUAUGUUCCCGGACUGGCGCAUCUGCCGGCUCACCGGCGCGGCGCUAGACAAGUACAAGGGCAACCAGGAGGAGGCCGCCGAUGAGAAGGCUGCCGAGUAGAACCAGAAAAAUUGGUUCUUGACUCUUGAGUGUCAAUAAAGGUAGUGGAUUUGCUUCCGAUGCUUAGCACCUGUGUACAGUUUAGUGAUUGGUGCAUUUGAUCUGCUUAUUAGUGCGAUGAAUUCAGGUUGUAUGCUGAGCAAUUGGGACUUGUUCUUGUGGUAAACCUUCGUACUGUACAUUAUGCAAAAUUACCUCCGGAUUAUAUGCAAGUAUGUCUUUAUUAUUAGCCAUUUCAAAGCUGGUUGAAAUACUUGAAAUCAA
Messenger RNA from Setaria italica (foxtail millet), 1320 nucleotides. Its product is annotated as probable acetyltransferase NATA1-like. Gene Ontology annotation, molecular function: N-acetyltransferase activity. Lineage: Eukaryota; Viridiplantae; Streptophyta; Magnoliopsida; Poales; Poaceae. The transcript has a single exon. Bases 373 to 1056 code for a protein of 227 amino acids. The record is from RefSeq and is a predicted model, not a curated record.